Mus musculus (house mouse) is the source of this 7797-nucleotide messenger RNA. It is a transcript of the gene Eif5b, whose product is annotated as eukaryotic translation initiation factor 5B. Gene Ontology annotation, molecular function: tRNA binding; translation initiation factor activity; GTP binding. The record is from RefSeq and is marked validated. Gene Ontology annotation, cellular component: cytoplasm. The transcript is spliced from 24 exons. NCBI's taxonomy places the organism in Eukaryota, Metazoa, Chordata, Mammalia, Rodentia, Muridae. Gene Ontology annotation, biological process: ribosome assembly; regulation of translational initiation. Bases 281 to 3931 code for a protein of 1216 amino acids.
ACCUGGCCGGCGGCUCUACUGGAGACGCUCUAGCCGAAGCGCCGCUCUCGAUGAGCCGCGCCCUGCGUCCCCACGCCGAGGCGGCGGGGCGAUGCGCUUGCGUACUGAGGGCUCACACCAUAUGUGCCCUGUCCCAGUGCGCGGGUCUGUGGAGAGCCGGGUGCGAGAGGCGGCGGCGCGAGGGGGACCGAGCCGAGCGGGCAUUGGAGUCAGCCGGGAGACAGUGGGUCUGUGAGACACCGAACCGAGGGGCCGGGGCCGCGAGCGCCGUUGACAAGCGAUGGGGAAGAAACAGAAAAACAAGAGCGAAGACAGUACCAAGGAUGAUACUGAUUUGGGCGCCUUGGCUGCAGAAAUAGAAGGAGCUGGUGCUGCCAAGGAGCAGGAGCCUCAGAAGUCAAAGGGAAAGAAGAAAAAGGAGAAAAAGAAACAAGACUUUGAUGAGAACGACAUUCUGAGAGAGCUGGAGGAGUUGUCUCUGGAAGCCCAAGGCAUCAGAGCUGACAGAGACGCCGCUGCAGUCAAGCCUACAGAAAACAAUGAAGAAGAAUCUGCCUCAAAACAAGAUAAAAAGAAGAAGGGACAAAAAGGCAAGAAAACAAGUUUUGAUGAGAAUGAUAGUGAAGAAUUGGAAGAUAAAGAUUCAAAGUCAAAAAAGACUGCCAGACCUAACUCAGAGGCACCCCUUUCUGGGAGUGAGGAUGCUGAUGAUUCUAAUAAACUUUCUAAAAAAGGUAAAAAAGCCCAGAAAUCCACGAAAAAACGGGACGGGUCAGAAGAGGAUGAAGACAAUAGCAAAAGAAGUAAAGAACGUUCGAGAGUAAACUCCUCUGGUGAAAGUGGUGGUGAGUCCGAUGAAUUUUUGCAGUCCAGAAAAGGACAGAAAAAAAAUCAGAAGAACAAGUCCGUUCCUACCGUAGACAGUGGGAAUGAGGACGAUGACUCUUCCUUCAAAAUUAAGACGGUGGCCCAGAAGAAGGCAGAAAAGAAAGAGCGCGAGAAGAAAAAGAGAGAUGAAGAGAAAGCGAAGUUGCGGAAGAUGAAGGAGAAAGAAGAGCUAGAGAAGGGCAAGAAGGAGCAGAGUAAACAGAGGGAGCCUCAGAAGAGACCUGAGGAGGAGGUGUUGACACUCAGAGGGACUCCUGACACAGGAGCUGCCUCGGAAGAGAAAGGAGACACUGCUGCAGCUCUGGAAGACGACAAUGAAGGAGACAAAAAGAAAAAAGAUAAGAAGAAAAAGAAAACAGAGAAAGAUGAGAAAGAAAAAGAGAAGAAGAAAGGCCCUAGUAAAUCUACUGUUAAAGCUAUCCAGGAAGCUUUGGCUAAGCUCAAAGAGGAGGAGGAGAGACAGAAGAGAGAGGAGGAAGAAAGGAUUAAGCGGCUUGAGGAGCUUGAAGCCAAACGAAAAGAAGAGGAACGAUUAGAACAAGAAAAAAGAGAAAGGAAAAAGCAAAAAGAAAAAGAAAGAAAAGAACGGUUAAAAAAAGAAGGAAAGCUGUUAACUAAGUCCCAGAGAGAAGCCAGAGCCAGAGCCGAAGUGACCCUUAGACACCUCCAAGCUCAGGGUGUUGAAGUGCCAUCAAAAGACUCGUUGCCAAAGAAAAGGCCAGUUUAUGAAGAUAAGAAGAAGAAGAAAACACCACAGCAGCUAGAGAGUAAAGAAGUAUCUGAAACUUUGGAAAUAAGUGCUCCUGUGGAAGCUGUGGACCAAGGAGGACCAGAAAAGGAAGAGACGCCACCUUCUGUUGAGCCAGAGGAAGAGGAAGACACCGAAGAUGCUGGCUUAGAUGACUGGGAGGCUAUGGCCAGUGAUGAGGAGAGAGAAAAAGAAGGAAAUAUGAUUCACAUAGAAGUAGAAGAAAACCCUGAGGAAGAAGAAGAGGAAGAAGAAGAGGAGGAGGAAGAAGAGAGUGAAGAUGAAGAAGAGGAAGGGGACAGUGAAGGCAGCGAUGGGGACGAGGAGGACUGCAAGCUGUCGGAUGAGAAGGACUCAGGGAAGGCUGGAGACACGAAGCCCAGCAAAGACGCUAGCUCAGACUCCGAGUACGACUCCGACGACGAUCGGACUAAAGAAGAGCGGGCGUACGACAAAGCGAAACGGAGGAUUGAGAAACGACGACUUGAACAUGGUAAAAAUGUAAAUACAGAAAAGCUGAGAGCCCCUAUCAUCUGUGUGCUUGGACAUGUAGACACAGGAAAGACAAAAAUUCUAGAUAAGCUCCGUCACACACAUGUGCAAGAUGGCGAAGCAGGUGGUAUUACACAGCAGAUUGGUGCCACAAAUGUUCCUCUUGAAGCUAUUAAUGAACAAACUAAGAUGAUUAAAAAUUUUGACAGAGAGAAUGUCCGAAUCCCAGGGAUGCUGAUUAUUGAUACUCCUGGACACGAGUCUUUCAGUAACCUGAGAAACAGAGGAAGCUCUCUUUGUGACAUUGCCAUUUUAGUUGUUGACAUUAUGCAUGGUUUAGAGCCCCAGACAAUUGAAUCAAUCAACAUUCUCAAAUCUAAAAAGUGCCCCUUCAUUGUUGCACUUAAUAAGAUUGACAGGUUAUAUGAUUGGAAGAAGAGUCCUGAUUCUGAUGUGGCUGUUACUUUAAAAAAGCAGAAGAAGAAUACAAAGGAUGAAUUUGAGGAGCGUGCAAAGGCCAUUAUUGUAGAAUUUGCACAGCAGGGUUUGAAUGCUGCUUUGUUUUAUGAGAAUAAAGAUCCCCGCACUUUCGUGUCCUUGGUACCUACCUCUGCACAUACUGGUGAUGGCAUGGGAAGUCUCAUCUACCUUCUUGUGGAGUUAACUCAAACCAUGUUGAGCAAGAGGCUUGCACACUGUGAAGAGCUGAGAGCACAAGUCAUGGAGGUUAAAGCUCUCCCAGGAAUGGGCACCACAAUAGAUGUCAUAUUGAUCAAUGGACGUUUGAAGGAAGGGGAUACAAUCAUUGUCCCUGGAGUAGAAGGGCCCAUUGUCACUCAGAUUCGAGGCCUCCUUUUACCUCCUCCUAUGAAGGAAUUACGUGUGAAGAACCAAUAUGAAAAGCAUAAAGAAGUGGAAGCGGCCCAGGGAGUAAAGAUUCUUGGGAAAGACCUUGAAAAAACCCUGGCUGGCUUACCUCUCCUAGUGGCCUACAAGGAUGAUGAAAUCCCAGUUCUCAAAGAUGAAUUGAUCCAUGAGUUAAAGCAGACACUAAAUGCUAUCAAACUAGAAGAAAAAGGAGUUUAUGUCCAGGCAUCUACACUGGGCUCUUUGGAAGCUCUUCUUGAAUUUCUGAAAACAUCAGAGGUGCCAUAUGCAGGAAUUAACAUUGGCCCAGUCCAUAAAAAGGACGUUAUGAAGGCUUCAGUGAUGUUGGAACAUGAUCCCCAGUAUGCAGUAAUUUUGGCCUUUGAUGUAAGAAUUGAACGGGACGCACAAGAGAUGGCUGAUAGUUUGGGAGUUAGAAUCUUUAGUGCAGAAAUUAUUUAUCACUUAUUUGAUGCCUUUACAAAAUACAGACAGGACUACAAAAAACAAAAACAAGAAGAAUUUAAGCACAUAGCAGUAUUUCCCUGCAAGAUGAAAAUCCUCCCUCAAUACAUUUUCAAUUCUCGAGAUCCAAUAGUAAUAGGGGUCACUGUGGAGGCUGGUCAAGUGAAACAAGGAACACCUAUGUGCGUUCCAAGCAAAAAUUUUGUUGACAUUGGGAUAGUAACAAGCAUUGAAAUAAACCACAAGCAGGUGGAUGUUGCAAAAAAAGGACAAGAGGUCUGUGUCAAAAUAGAACCUAUCCCUGGGGAAUCUCCCAAAAUGUUUGGGAGACAUUUUGAAGCUACAGAUAUACUUGUCAGCAAGAUCAGCCGGCAGUCCAUCGAUGCACUCAAAGACUGGUUCAGAGACGAAAUGCAGAAGAGUGACUGGCAGCUUAUUGUGGAGCUGAAGAAAGUAUUUGAAAUCAUCUAAUUUUCCCACCUGGGACAGAAUUUGGAGUGAUGUAAUAUUAUGUUGUGAUAUUACCAACGGAACAGACGUUUGGACGCUGAUGGACUUAGGUGUAUAAAAUGUUUUCCAUGAGAAACCAAGCAACUUACACUGGUUUGACAGUGGUCAGUUCCCCGCCCCACAGUCCAGCGUGCCUGCACUCACCCACCCUUCCUUUAAGACUUGGCUGCUGUUUUAAAGUUUGCCCUUCCUUCAAAUUUGGAUUUUUAUUACAAAUCUAAAUCUUUCAAUUUUAUACUGAUUAAAUCAGUCCUGCAGUAUUUGAUUAACCAAGCUUCUACAGAUUUUGUGAUUCUUGGGACUUUUUCGAUGUAAGAAAUAAGUUUAUGGGUAUUCUUUCCACAGUGACUUACCCUUCUCCCACCCUUAGCGACUUUUCUAACUAGAAAAUGUAGGUAGGGACUUCGCUUUUUCCUUCUGCUCUGUGUGCAGCCAUGGCUGGCUACAAUUACUGCUUGUACUAGUCAGGAGAGCUCAUUGGAACAAACUGCCAAUAAAGAGGAGACACUGCAGUCGAGUAGGUUCUGCUAGGCCUCCAUUCUAGCUCAUCAGCACCUGCUAACGCUUGCCCUCAGAGGGGCGCUCUGCAUACAUUCCAUUGUUUGCUUCUGCAUGAUUAGACCUCAGUGAUUCAUCCACACACCUCAUGACUAGACUGCAUAGUUACUCCUGAGGACCCAAUAGCAUCCUUUGAAGAAACCUGUUGUAGGAGAACUUGAAGUUCAGAGUGUUCAUUCGUUCAAAGUAUCCACUACAAAUGAAUGUAUUAUAAGAAAUGUGUUAUGACACAGCACACACUAGAGAAGAGAUAUUAUUUUCUCAACAUCAUCUCGAACUUGAGUUAGGUAAUAAAUCCCAGGCUAGGAUUUUAUUGGUUUUCCUUGUUCACAAAACUAGUAAAAUGCUGGCAUUGGACUGUUGAGCAAUUUCACAGCUUUUGGACAUCUGUAGCAGGCUGGCUUGGAGGUCCAGCCUUUAAGUAGAAUAAACUGUUGCUAGUUCCUUUAGGGAUUCACAAGAAAAAAAAAACCUGUACAAAAUAUACAUACAGUUCUUUAUUAAACAACUGUAAACACUUCACUGUAAAAAUCCAUAAAACUUUAUAAACAAACGUUUUGUAAAUAGAAUCUAUGCUACAAGUAAAAGAAUUAACACAAUUAUUUACAUGCAAUACUGACAAAUUUGGCACUUUUUUGAAAAGAAAUGUACAAAACACUUGCUUAAAAAGAAAUGUAGAAUUAUGAAAACUCAGAGCAUCACUAUCAUGCACUUUGCAAAUACCUCACAAGCACUGCUGGCACAGCGCAGAGAGCCCCAGGCCCUCUGCACAGCAGUCAGGUCACUUUCAGUGUGCUUCCAUAAGUCUGCUGUAAAACCACCUGAACAUUGUCAAGAAUAAAGUCAAACGCCAUGUUCCAUACAGACUCCACCGACUGCUGCAUCAACCUGAAGGUGAGGAAGAGGCACCACUGAAGAGAAAGCUCCAGCACGCAUGGUUGUCCUUCAGACUUAGCUUCAUUCUUGGUUUUUUUUUUCUUUUUUUUUUUGAACUGGAUACAGUGGCUCACGCCUUUAAUCUCAGCCACUGAGUUUAAAGGCCAGCCCAGACAGUAAAACCAAGUGUUAAGAAAAUAAACUUGGUUUAAAAGGCCUAUUAGGGCACUCAGAAACAUUUCAUGGUCACUUGUGUAUUGGACAUAUAACCAUGGGAGUGAUUAUUUUUAACUUAGUAUUCCUGUCAACAUUAUUAUAUGGCAUUUAAAACCAGGAACCUUAAAAACCUGUUCUAUCCAUAUGCCCUCAAUUGACUGUUGGGACAUGCUUUUUUUUUUUCCUCUUUAAGUAAAAAAUUAAAUAAAUUACCUUUUCAUGUAUUUUAUAACCAGAUCCAAUUUUUCCAAGUCUUUCUCCUCUAUGAGGUCAGUGCAGUAUCUCACAACCUGCAGGAUGUCUUCUUCCAUCGGAUCUAGGGAGGAGGAAAACCCCAGGUGAGGACCCAGCACGCCUUACAGCUUGUAAUGUUAGACAAGGGGCUCGAGCCAUUGUGCUCAGGUCCUGUUCUCGAAUCACAGAGCUACCACACAAACCUGAGAUAGUAGUGAUCCACUCUUUGAGCAAGGUCUUCACAUCACUGAAUUCCACAGCUCCAGCUAGGUUGGGUGCUGCUGGUCUAAAACAGCUGCUCUGGCCUGGCAGUAAACUAGAUAGGUCCUGUGCACCAGGGGUAGAAGCCGAGACUUCUUCCUGUUGAGGAAGUGAACGAGAAUGCUGUAUUCAGACAGUGUCAAGUACAUUAAAAUCUAGUAACAGUCAGUAUUUUGUUCCAGUUACCAGGGGUCUCUCUGAAGCCAUUCCUUCAUGUUGUAGAAAACCAUCCAUUAACUUCUGGGGGCUUCCAUAUGCCCCUGGCAGAGUUUUUGCAGGACUGCUAAGCAGCUUAUUUUUCAAAGGACUCUUUCUGGGAGAACCAAUGAGGUUCUUCCUCUUGUUCCUCUUGUCUUUCAUUGCUGGUGGCUUUAGCUGAAGUAAAGGAUUCUUUGGCACUAAAAGAGGAGGUAUGAGAGUCUCAAAAUGCAAUCAGGUAAUAAUACCAUUGACUCUUUGUCCUUCCAACCCCCCCUUACAACCAAGAGCAGGAAAGAAGGCCAGGCACGCCGUGGCUUAAGGCAUAAAGUCCUCCGAGCUCAGCUGUACAACUUCGUAUUCUCAUUUAGCAGUUACGUAGGUUUAAUAAAAUGUGUGUUCAGGGACUCAUGUUUUGAGAUUUCAUGUUUUGAACCCACAUUCUUUCAAACAGCAGUCUCAAAGGACAAGUAGCUUGACUUGUAUCCAAAAAUACUAAGACCAGCACAAGUACCAACCAGCAGUGACUUACAGCACUCGCUACUCGUCUGCCUUGAUCACUUCAGACACUCUCUAGGAUGAACAGUUAUAACACAAUGAUGUCAUCACCCUAGUCCCUUUUUGGGACAUGACAGUUCUCUCCUCUUACCAGAUGUACUGGUUGGCUGCUGAUGAGUAGUGUCCUCUCCCUGCCUUUGUCUUUGAUCAUAUGCUGCUUUCAGCUCCUUUUGAAGCUCAGCAGGAAGGGCAGCAAAGACAUCAGGGUCCACCUAGUACAAGGAAAGUCACACCUAAAUUAAUUCUGGAGGACAGCUAGACUGUUUUCAAAUCACUUUAACAGGUCCUUAAACAGCAAAGCUAGGACAAAACCUUCCAAGACACUGGAUAUGAGCAAUCCAAUUUCUGUGCUAACUAAUCAGAACAAGACACUCGGUUACAAAAUGGGAAGCCAAAAACACAUGGACACUUCUGGGCAUCUUCCCCUAUUCAGGAGGUCUCAUGAUCUGUGUGAACCAGUAAAGUCAACAAAGAGUGUCUUCCAGAAUCUUUAGGGACCAACACCUGCCUCCCACAUCUCUUCCCUCUGGUGCUGAGGUGCCAACCACUGUCUGCAGAAGUGCAAGCUCCUCAGGAAUUAGAUAGAGGAGAGGACAGGUGAGAAAAGCAUGACUGAAGGUCCCUGACAUCAACGUACUUGUGAGAAUGCUGGAAGGGCAAUUACACUAAUCUUGCUGUCACUAUUACAAGGUUCUUGAGGCUCUGGGAUCUGUAAUAAAACUGUUCCAACAGGAUGUGGCAACACCCCUGAACUGCAGCCAUUUACUGGUUCUUUCUUCUUUCCACGUGGCUCUCCCUGCUGAGCGGCACAAACUUGUUCUAUUUGUUCCCGGAGAUCAAGUGGGAGCGCUUCUAAAACAGACUGGUCAAUCUGUAAAAUACCAAAUGUGAACUUGAUGCUCAGAAAUAAAAGUUUCAGGAACAGU